GCAGGAAUGGAUCUGUGUCUGGAGUCGGAUCACGGCUGUGAGCACAUCUGUGAGAGCUCGCCGGGCUCCUUCCACUGCCUCUGUCUGCCCGGAUACACCCUGAACAACGACGGCAAGACCUGUGCAGCCAUAGAUCUGUGUGCUGAGGGGAAACACGACUGUGAGCAGGUGUGUGUCAGCUCACCUGGUUCGUUCACCUGCGACUGCAACAAAGGAUACAAACUGAACGACGACAAGAAGACCUGCACAAUGAUCGACUUCUGUUCCUAUGGAAACCACAGUUGUGAUCAUGAGUGUGUGAGUGUGCUCAACGGCUAUCACUGCCGCUGUAACCACGGCUACCGGCUGCUGGAUGACGGCAAGACCUGCCAGG
Labrus bergylta (ballan wrasse) is the source of this 373-nucleotide messenger RNA. The record is from RefSeq and is a predicted model, not a curated record. Lineage: Eukaryota; Metazoa; Chordata; Actinopteri; Labriformes; Labridae.